GUCGAAAAUGCAGAUCCCUCGGCCAAUCUAGCCUAUAUAUCGCUACAAGGGGCUCUUCACGAGAGUGCCUGCUAUCUCAAUCCAGAAAAUUCGGUGCCUACAAAGUACGAGGUUCAACCUUAACAUUUUGACUCCAAGCAAAGCGAUAAAAACGUCAUUACAUAUCUAUACUUUCUUCGAUUAACCUAGUUGCUUUCCUGAAUACCGAUCGUAUCUAGUCCCUUUCGUCCGCUAUUCCAAUUCGGUUGAGUUCACGCCUAGUGUUUCUCUCUUCAGUUCUCAAUAGCACCUUUGUGUAGCAACAGAAGAAGCAGACUCGAAACCUUCUCUCUUUUUGGUCUUUGCGUCUGACAAUGGCUCGCGGGAACAUCGAUGUGUACAAGGUCUUCUACAAGGGCGAUUACGACAACUUUGUCGUGUUUGUCGAGGAUGUUACUGCAGUGCGGAACUGGAAGAAGGACCGCUCAAUUCCGCUAGCGCAGGUGGUGAAUGGGUUUAAGAUUUAUGUUACACAUCGCCAAGGGGCCCAGGGAAUAUAUGACGGAGCGAGCAAAUCGAUUUUGGAAAGCGAGUUUGGGACGUCGAAUGAGGAUGAAGUCAUAUCGAAGAUACUGGAGAAGGGAGAGAUACAGGAGACCGAGAAUCACGAACGCAAUGGAACGAAGAAUGACUCCAAAGGAAUCUAUAUAAGGCGCUAAAUUGAUGAUAUACCGUAUCAACGAGGAUUUAAAGAGCCGGAUGGAGUGGUCUUAUGGAAGGCUGCCUCGUUUUGGGUGGCAUGCAGGGAGACAUUGAUAUACGCCAUAUAGGGCUUUAUGUGUGGAAGCAGGUCGAUUGGCAUAUCGUGGCCUAUGGGCUGGUUAGCUAUGUUUAUAUAGCCCUGGAAGUUAUAUAUUUACAUACAUUUUGCUA
Coccidioides posadasii C735 delta SOWgp is the source of this 912-nucleotide messenger RNA. RefSeq lists its product as uncharacterized. Lineage: Eukaryota; Fungi; Ascomycota; Eurotiomycetes; Onygenales; Onygenaceae. The record is from RefSeq and is a predicted model, not a curated record.